AUGGGGAAGCACAGGGUGCGAGUGGCCACCGGCUCCUAUCUGGGUUCUGGAACCUGGGACAACGUGUCAGUGAGCCUGGUGGGACCAGCGGGGGAGACCCCAGCGCUCAGGCUGAACAGCUUCGGGAAGGAUUUCUGUCGGGGCGCGGAGGAGGACUUCGAGGUGACGUCCCCCCAGGACGUGGGCCCCGUGCUGCUGCUGCGCGUGCACAAGGCGCCCCCCAAGCUGCCUCGCCCGCUGGGGCCCUUGGCCCCCGACGCCUGGUUCUGCCGCUGGUUCCAGCUCACGCCGCCGCGGGGCGCCCCUCUCCGCUUCCCCUGCUACCAGUGGCUGGAGGGCAGCGAGGGCCUGGUGCUGCGGGAGGGGGCAGCCACACUCAUCUGGCAGGACAGCCACUCUCUGCUCUGUGCCCAGCGCCAGGCAGAGAUUAAAGAGAGGCAACAGAAAUACAGGUGGAGUGAGUUUUUCCCAGGGAUACCCCGCUGCCUAGAUGCCGAAAACCUCAAGGAGCUUGAUCCCAACCUUCGAUAUUCAGUCACCAAAGAUAUCAGCCAAAAAUUUCGCCUCAUCUCCCCGAACAUUGCCCUGAAGCUGAAGGGACUGCUGGACAGUCAGCGGCCCUGGAGAAGCCUGGAUGAGAUCAAACGUAGCUUUGUCUUCCCCAAGUCACCCGUGUCAGAGUAUGUGUUUGAACAUUGGCGGGAGGACACCUUCUUUGCCUCCCAGUUCCUGAAUGGCCUCAAUCCUGUCCUGAUCCGCCGCUGUCGCUGCCUCCCAAAGAACUUUCCUGUCACUGAUGCCAUGGUGGCCCCGGUGCUGGGCCCUGGGACCUGUCUGCAGGCCGAGCUGGAGAAGGGCUCUCUGUACCUGGUGGAUCAUGCCAUCCUCUCCGGUCUCCGCCCCAGCAUCAUUAACGGGCGGCCCCAGUUCGUGGCUGCCCCCCUGACCCUGCUGCACCAGUGCCCUGGAGGGCCCCUGCUGCCCCUCGCCAUCCAGCUCACUCAGACACCUGGUCCAGAUAGCCCCAUCUUCCUGCCCAGUGAUGCAGCUGAGGACUGGCUCCUGGCCAAGACCUGGGUGCGCCACGCUGAGUUCCUGGUGCAUGAGAUGAUCUCUCAUCUGCUUCGCACCCAUUUUGUGAUGGAGACCUUUUUUCUUUCCAUGCUGAGGCAGCUGCCCCUGUGCCAUCCCAUCUUCAAGCUGCUCAUUCCUCAUUUCCGCUACACGUUCCACAUUAACAUCCUGGCCCGCACGGGACUCUUUGCACCAGGAAAGCUCAUUGACCAGUCAACAUCACUGGGACGAGUGGGCAGCCUGGAGCUGAUUGCCAAGGGACUGGAAGUUGUCACCUACCGCUCCCUCUGCCUGCCCUACCAGCUAGCUGACCGAGAGGUUCAGGACCUCACCCACUAUUACUACCGAGAUGAUGGGCUCCAGAUCUGGGCAGCCAUAGAGAGCUUUGUGUCUGACAUUGUUGGCAUCUACUACCUGGAUGACAGUGCAGUGAGCAGAGACUCAGAGCUCCAGGCCUGGGUCAUGGAGAUCUUCCAGGAGGGUUUCCUAAGCCGUGUGAGCUCAGGGGUCCCUUCCACCCUGGAUAGCUGUGCUGCCCUCAUUGAGUAUCUCACCAUGAUCAUCUUCAAUUGCUCAGCCCAACAUGCUGCUGUCAACAGCGGCCAGUUUGAAUUCAGUGCCUGGAUGCCUAAUGUUCCCACCACCAUGAGGCUCCCCCCACCCAUCGCCAAAGGCCAGGCAGACCUGAUUGCCUCACUCCCCGAGGUCAACGUCACAUGCCACGCCCUCGUGCUCUUCUGGGGUGUCAGCAAUGACACGAAGGACACUCGGCCCCUGGGCACCUACCCUGAUGAGCACUUCACCGAGGAGGCCCCGCUGCGAAGCAUUGCCGCCUUCCAGAGCCGCCUGGCCCAGAUCUCAGGGGUCAUCUGGGAGCGGAACCAGGGCCUGGCGCUGCCCUACACCUACCUGGACCCGGCGGUCGUGGACAAUAGCAUUGCCGUGUGA
Molecule: messenger RNA, 2022 nt
Organism: Talpa occidentalis (Iberian mole)
Lineage: Eukaryota; Metazoa; Chordata; Mammalia; Eulipotyphla; Talpidae
Product: polyunsaturated fatty acid lipoxygenase ALOX15B-like
Exons: 14
Coding region: 1-2022 (673 amino acids)
Biological process (GO): linoleic acid metabolic process; lipid oxidation
Molecular function (GO): iron ion binding; protein binding; arachidonate 15-lipoxygenase activity
Source: RefSeq, a predicted model, not a curated record